CUCCAUCUUCUCGUGAGAUUUUUUUGAUCUUCAGCUACACUUUGUGAGAGACCUUGUAAUCAAAGGAGAUGGCUAGCAAUGUUAUCAACAAAACAGACCCUCGAUCCAUGAAUUCCUGUGCAUUCCCUGGGAAUCUCAAUACACUUGUGGUCAAGAAGUCUGUGGAGGCAAUCUUUUCAAAGUACGGCAAAAUUGUGGGUUGCUCUGUGCAUCAGGGCUUUGCCUUCAUCCAGUUUGUUAACGAAAGAAAUGCUCGAGCUGCUGUAACUGGACAGGAUGGCAGAGUGAUUGCUGGCCAGGUUUUAGAUAUUAAUCUGGCUGCAGAGCCAAAAGUGAACCGAGGAAAAGCAGGUGUGAAACAAUCUGCAGCGGAGAUGUGUGGUUCCUCAUUUGUUGUGGACUAUGACUUUCAACGGGAUUAUUAUGACAGGAUGUACAGUUGCCCAGCACGUCCUCCUCCUCCUCCUCCUCCUCUUCCUCCUCCUCCUCCUAUUGUCCAAGCUGUGGUGCCUUCUAAACACCAGCACAUUUCUGGAAACACCUUUCGAAGGGGGAAAAGUGGAUUCAAUUCGAAGAGUAGACAACGGGGAUCUUCAUCCAAGUCUGGAAAGGAGCUGACUCAGAUAAAGCAAAAAGUGGAUUCUCUGCUGGAAAGCCUGGAAAAAAUUGAAAAGGAACAAAGCAAGCAAUCUGUAGAGAUGAAGAAUGAAAAGUCUGAAGAAGAGCAGAGCAGUGCCUCUGUGAAAAGAGAUGAGACUAACGUGAAGAUGGAGUCCGAGGCCGGCACAGAUGACUCUGCUGAGGAGGGUGACCUGCUGGACGAUGAUGACAGUGAAGAUCGGGGGUCGUACAGCCAGCUGGAGUUGAUCAAGGAUGAUGAAAACGAGGCUGAGGAAGGAGAGGAUGACAGAGACAGCGCCAAUGGAGAGGAUGACUCUUAAGCACAUGGUGGAGU
Molecule: messenger RNA, 955 nt
Organism: Peromyscus leucopus (white-footed mouse)
Lineage: Eukaryota; Metazoa; Chordata; Mammalia; Rodentia; Cricetidae
Product: heterogeneous nuclear ribonucleoprotein C-like
Cellular component (GO): nucleus
Molecular function (GO): RNA binding
Source: RefSeq, a predicted model, not a curated record